Colias croceus (clouded yellow) is the source of this 816-nucleotide messenger RNA. RefSeq lists its product as uncharacterized. NCBI's taxonomy places the organism in Eukaryota, Metazoa, Arthropoda, Insecta, Lepidoptera, Pieridae. The coding region runs from base 250 to 705 and encodes 151 amino acids. Gene Ontology annotation, biological process: sensory perception of smell. Gene Ontology annotation, molecular function: odorant binding. The transcript has 5 exons. The record is from RefSeq and is a predicted model, not a curated record.
CUAAUGUAAAGCGCAGUUCCGUUGACAAAAAUUGCUUGAACAAAAGCGAAACAAUACUAUGGCAAUUACCUCUUUUUGCUUGUAUUAGCGUACACUAAGUUAAAGAUAAUUAUCUUAGAAAAAAUUGCUUGAGCAUUGACGCUAGUAUAUAAGAUGUUAUUUUAUCCUCACCAACACAGGUAGAUACAAAAUUGGGUGGAUACAAGACGCCUGUGUUUAAAUAUAUUAUUUAAAUAAAUAAAAGCAAAAAUGUUGGGAUUCCGUUUUGCCUUGUUGUGCGUUGGAUUUUUGGCAGCGGCUCUCAAUAGUGUGGAAGCCAUAAGUCAAGCUGAAAAAAUGAAGAUCUAUGCCGUAAUGUUGCCAUCGAUCCAGGAGUGUAGCAAGGACUAUGGGGUCAGCGAGGAUGAUCUGAAGAAGGCCAAGGAAUCUGGUAACGUUGAUAGCUUGAACCAGUGCCUGUUGGCUUGCGUCUUCAAGAAGGCUGGAGUGAUAAACGACGCUGGACUAUUCGACGUAGACAAAACUAAAGAGCAUAUCCAGAAAUAUUUAUCAGACGCCGGUGAUCAAGCUAAGGCCCAGGAAAUCAUCGGAAAAUGUGUCUCAGUGAACGACAGCCCCGUCAGUGACAGCGAUGGAUGUGAACGAUCAAAGAUGUUGUUCGACUGCUUGAUCCCCUUCAGGAAAGAGAUCGACCCAACCCGUUAAACCAAAGAUAACCAAUUUGAGUAGACAAAAUAGCUUCAUUGAUUUAUUACCGUUGUUAGAACAUUGUUGCCGUUUUUAUGAUAUUCAUUAAAUAAAAUAUUGUAUUUAUCA